This is a messenger RNA of Alternaria atra, 1020 nucleotides long. RefSeq lists its product as uncharacterized. The record is from RefSeq and is a predicted model, not a curated record. Bases 1 to 1020 code for a protein of 339 amino acids. The transcript has a single exon. Gene Ontology annotation, molecular function: nickel cation binding. NCBI's taxonomy places the organism in Eukaryota, Fungi, Ascomycota, Dothideomycetes, Pleosporales, Pleosporaceae.
AUGUCCUUCAUUUCUCCCUUCGGCACAUCAACAUCAAAGCCUGGCCAUGGAUCCAUCAUCCUCGAGAUACUUCCUCCAGACAAACCCGUCCUUCGAACCCUGUCCUACCAAUAUCCCCUCAAGCUAGUUGCCCCAGAUCCGUUAGCACCGCCCAAUUAUGGCAAAGAAGUGGAUCACAAUACAACAGCGGCAGUACCCUGCCUCGUUCACACAGUCUUCCUGUUGACCUAUGGUGGAGGAAUAGUUGCUGGAGACAGCAUAGACUUGGAUGUCAAUUUAGACAGUAGUACACGGUUGAUACUGUUGACCCAAGGUUCGACUAAGAUCUUCAAAACCCCUAGUCAAGAACUAGUCUCUCGACAACACAUGAAUAUAUACCUCAAGCAGAGUUCUGCUUUGGUCUAUCUCCCAGAUCCAGUGCAACCCUUUGCCGACACAGCUUUCUCUCAGUCUCAAAUCUAUCACUUGGAGAAAGAACAGGGCAAUCUAUGCGUUUGCGACUGGGUGACGAGUGGUCGUUCAGCACGAGGAGAGAACUGGGACAUAUACGAAUACGGGAGCCGGAACGAGGUGUGGACUGUAGAUGAUGCGGGGAAGAGGAGACUGCUUCUACGAGACAACCUCAUCCUGGACAAGCAUGGAAAGACAGGGAUGCCACUCGCCUCACGUAUGGACCAUUACUCCGUCUUUGGCACGUUGAUCAUUCGUGGCCCAAUCUUCUCGUCGCUGGCCAAGUUCUUUUUGGACGAGUUCGAGGCACUGCCGCGUAUUGGGGGAAGGAAUUGGGGCGACGUGGUGCAGCCUGAGCUUCAAGCACACGAGCAGAGACGACACGACAGGCAACAGAGGGAGAAGAACGAUGGCCUGGUAUGGAGUGCAGCGAAUGUAAGAGGUUCUAUUUUGGUCAAGUUCGCAAGCAGGGAAGUGGAAGGGUCCAGGAACUGGUUGAGGGAUAUGAUCAAGGAAGAAGGGUCGUUGUUGGAUACGUUUGGGGAAAGAGCAAUUCUGUGUUUAAAGUGA